Populus nigra (black poplar) is the source of this 1262-nucleotide messenger RNA. Its product is annotated as 11-beta-hydroxysteroid dehydrogenase-like 4A. Bases 158 to 1087 code for a protein of 309 amino acids. Gene Ontology annotation, molecular function: oxidoreductase activity. The record is from RefSeq and is a predicted model, not a curated record. The transcript has 6 exons. Lineage: Eukaryota; Viridiplantae; Streptophyta; Magnoliopsida; Malpighiales; Salicaceae.
GUUAUGAUUCCGAAGCCAGAUCGUGCUAGCCGGCCAUCACAUUAAUUCAGCCAACUAGAUAAACCAAAACUUCAACUAAUUAAUUGUUUCCAAGUUCACCAAGAGAGGCAUAAAAACUCUUCGAUUUCCUGUCUCAUUUCAAUUCUCAAUUCGGAACAUGGCAACGACUUCGAUUCACAGAUUGUUGAAUAUAGUGUUUCCUCUUACGAUAAUCAUUUCAAUCCUAGUAAUCUUACCGCCAUACCUCGUGUUCAAGUUGCUAAGUUACAUAAAAAGAUCUAUGUUCACUGAAAAUGUGGCUGGAAAAGUUGUGCUCAUCACUGGAGCAUCUUCUGGCAUUGGUGAGGGUCUUGCAUACGAGUAUGCUAGACGAGGAGCUAGAUUAGCCCUUGUUGCAAGAAGAGAAGACCGUCUUAGAGAAGUCGCCGAUAAAGCCCAUGAGCUGGGUUCACCGGAGGCUUUUGUCAUCCGCGCUGAUGUUGCCAAAGUUGAAGAUUGCAAACGUAUUGUAGAUGAGGCAGUGAACCACUUCGGUCAACUGGAUCAUUUGGUUAGUAACGCCGGGAUUUUGCGGGCUGAGUUGUUCGAAAAUUGCAAGCUGUCUGAUUUCGCUCCUAUCUUGGAUGUCAAUUUCUUGGGGGCAACAUAUUGCGCUCGCUUUGCUAUUCCAGUCCUGAGGAAAAGCAAAGGGAAGAUUGUUGCGAUUACAUCCGUGGCAGCAUGGUCACCAGCUCCAAGGGCAACCUUCUACAAUGCAAGCAAGGCAGCCUUGUUAAGCUUUUUUGAGACACUCAGAGUUGAAUGCGAUUCCCGUAUUGGUAUAACAAUAGUGCUUCCAGGAUUGAUCGAGUCAGAAAUGACUGUGCCUGAUUCACUGUCAAAGUUUCAAGCCAAGUUUCUCCCACCGAUUGAGUCAACAAGACAAUGUGCCGAAGCAAUUGUGCAUAGCGCUUGCCGUGGCGACAUGUACUUGACAGAGCCAUCUUGGUCGAAUGCUCUUUUUAUGCUCAAGCUGCUAUGUCCUGAAUUAUUUGACUGGUUUUAUCGUUGGAAUUUUAUGAGUGGACCUAAGAUUGAUCAGCUGUAAACAUUGAAAACCUGAAACAACUAUCUUCUGAAAAUUGAUGAGCCAAGUGCACUGUGAUAUUUUGUAUCUUAUCUUUUUAAGCUCAAAUAAGAUUUUCCUAGCUUUCGUGGGCAAUGUUAGAUGCUGUUACAAGAUUUUAUAAUAAAGUUAGAAAAUUAAAGUGUUUUUCAAGAAA